GAGCUGCUUUCUAAUGGGUCUGCGAUUUUUUGGGUAGUCGGCGCCGAUUCUACUUGAGUGUCUCGUUGCGCUCUUUCUUUGUUCGUAUUUUGUGACUUUCUAUGAAUUUAUUCUUUACAAAAAGAGAAAGAUGGUAAAGUCGCGCCAACUGCUAUGGAUUAAAUUAUUUCUUUGCCUUCUAAACUCCGUAUUUUGGAUUUCGGGGAUUGUGCUCAUGUGCGUGGGGGGCUCUGUGCAGCUCAACUUCUACGACGUGUCUGUGGUCGUCAAAGAAAUCUCCUCUGGUGCACCUACUGUACUGUUUGCCACAGGCAUCCUCAUUUUCUUCCUGUCCCUUUUUGGAUGCAUGGCUGUUUUGUUGGAGAGUAAAAUCAUGGUUCAGCUGUUUACAGUUUUGAUGAUCAUAAUGUUUUUCGUGGAAGUUGGCGUUGGAAUCUCUGCCUAUGUUUACAGAGGUCUGGUGCAUAACACUGUUGUGAAUUUGUUCCUGAAAACAAUGCAGAAGUAUUCCACUGAGCCUGAAAUAAAAUCAUCCAUGGACCAUUUGCAAGAGAUGUUGGACUGUUGUGGUGCCACAGACUUUACUGACUGGUUUAACACAUCGCUUGUCAACGUUGUUCCAGACAGUUGCUGCAUUGAAAUGAAAUACAACUGUGGAUUUGAUGUUGAAGUCAGUGGUCAAAAAAACAUAAACAUGCAAGGGUGUGUGGUUAAACUGCAGAACUGGAUUCAAGACCACCACCUCCUGAUUGGUGGAGUUGGAGUGGGGCUUGGCAUCACACAUAUUGUUGGAAUGACGGUUUGCUGUAUCCUGCUGCAUCAGCUGAAAGAAGAAUAUGAAGGCAUGCGCUAAGGGCAGUGGAGAUGCUGCCUCAUCUGAACACAUGGGACACGUCCAAAGAUCUUCCCAUCACAUACAAAUGGUGACUACGAAGCAGACUUUUUUUUUUCUCCCCCCACCAAAUUGGUCUUCCUUGGUUUUUUUUUUUUUUUAAGGAUCUUUUAUAAAACACAAACGAAGAGACCAGAUUAGGCCCCCAAGUGUGGCACAUAGCUGUGUAAUGGCAUUGUCUUUUAUUAGAUUUGUUUUUCUUUAAUCACUUUACAGUGUGUGGCUUAAAGGAGAUUUUUUACUUUUCUUUAGCCCAAAUGUAGCUGACUGGCCGUUUUUUUUUUGUAUUUUAUUUUAAAACUCUUCUUUUAACGCUUAGCUGUGCACUCCUCUUGAUGAUCUGUGACCCGUAUUCUGGCCUGUGCCGUAGGAUGCCAGUGCUGACAGAGGAAGCUGAAAUUCUUUCAUUAUCUCUGCAAGAAAGGGGGAGAGAGAGCGACCGACCCAUUUUUAGUGUUCCUUGAAUCCGCACCAGAUGCUUGGGCAUGUUUGUGGUCCAUUCGGCCGUUUCAAUCUCCAAAUUUGGAAAUCUGGAAGAGCAAAAAAAAAAAAAA
Molecule: messenger RNA, 1446 nt
Organism: Polypterus senegalus (gray bichir)
Lineage: Eukaryota; Metazoa; Chordata; Cladistia; Polypteriformes; Polypteridae
Product: CD63 antigen-like
Exons: 7
Coding region: 131-853 (240 amino acids)
Cellular component (GO): membrane
Source: RefSeq, a predicted model, not a curated record